Messenger RNA from Rana temporaria (common frog), 2050 nucleotides. RefSeq names its product zinc finger protein 501-like. NCBI's taxonomy places the organism in Eukaryota, Metazoa, Chordata, Amphibia, Anura, Ranidae. Gene Ontology annotation, molecular function: DNA-binding transcription factor activity, RNA polymerase II-specific; RNA polymerase II cis-regulatory region sequence-specific DNA binding. The transcript has 2 exons. Bases 15 to 1445 code for a protein of 476 amino acids. Gene Ontology annotation, biological process: regulation of transcription by RNA polymerase II. The record is from RefSeq and is a predicted model, not a curated record.
AAGAACUAAAAGAUAUGAAAGUCAAGAUUAAACAAGAAGAAGAGAUGCUUGUGAGGGAUGAUCAGCAGUCUUCAGAAGAAGGUGGGAUAAUGGUGAAAAUUAAAGAGGAGGAAUCUUCUGUUGAUGGCAGCACAGAUGAACAUGAUGCCUGGAAUGCCUCAGUGGGAGAUCUUUAUUCAUCUACAGAAUAUACUGCAGAAGAUAACGACGUCCCUCAAUAUUCCCACAGUAUUCCCACUGCUGAAAAUUUGCAUUUCUCGCUUUAUCAUGGUGAUAGAUCUACAGAUCUAUGUGAUCCCGAGGAAUCUUCUGAUUUAUCACAUAUCGUUGCUCCUAAUACUGAUCUACAAUUUUACAGUCCAGACAGAUCACCAGAUCUAUCCAAUCCAGAGGAAUCCUCUUUAGAUAAACCACAUACAUCUGGACACGGAGGCGGCAAGGCAUUUCCACGUCCGAAGUCCAAAAAAAGUUCCAAAAAGAAGUCGGAUCUUUUUGCAUGUGAGAGAGCACCCGCGGGGUCCGGGGGAAAUUUGUUUCCAUGUCCUGAGUGUGGGAAAUGCUUUAAAUGGAGAUCACAUCUUGCUAGGCAUCAAGGGUACCACGCUGGAGUGCGACCGUUUCCCUGCACAGAGUGCUCUAGAUGUUUCCCAUCGAAGUCCCAUCUAACCCUUCAUCAGAGGUUGCACACAGGGGAGCGUCCGUAUUUAUGUUCGGAGUGCGGGAAGUGUUUUAUAUCGACUUCAGACCUUGCCAAGCAUCAAAGACACCACACAGGAGUGCGGCCCUACUCCUGUACAGAGUGCGAGAAAUCUUUUACAUCCGGGUCCGAUCUCGUCAAGCACCAGAGGCUUCACACCGGCGUGCGGCCCUACAACUGUUCGGAGUGCGGGAUAGCAUUCAAAGACAAUUCCGACCUUGUCAAGCAUCUGAGAAACCACACCGGCGAGAGGCCUUAUUUGUGCUCCGAGUGCGGCCAGUGUUUUAAAAGGACCACGCACCUGCAGAGGCAUCUUCGGGUGCACACAGGGGAGACUCCGUUCUCCUGUUCAGAGUGUGGCAAAGGUUUCGCCGUGAAGGGUUCCCUCGUCAGACACCAGCAAAUCCACACUGGGGAAAAGUUAUUCAGGUGUACAGAGUGCAACAAGGGCUUUACGCAGAAGAGCGGGCUCGUCAUCCACCAGCGGACCCACACCGGUGAAAUGCCCUUUAAGUGUACGGACUGCGACAAAGGCUUCACGCGGAAAGACAAGCUUGUCAAACACCAAAGAACCCACACCGGCGAGCGCCCGUUUCCGUGUCCGGAGUGCGGCAAAUGCUUCACCCAGAAAUUCUGCCUCGUACGACACCUCAAAAUUCACAGAGAUGGCCACUUGUUGGAUUAUUCUGCAUAUGACCCAUCUUUGCAGAUUACUGAAUUUCAUAUACAGCAGAGUUUAGAUGCUUGAGAUCUUUUCAUGGAAGGACAUCAUCCACAGCAAAACUGGACUUCAUUAUACAAAGAAGAGGUUGUGACAGGGUGUUGUGAACGAUUUCCACAAAAGGGAGGCCUCCUUGGCAAUCCAUGCUGAAGAAAAGCUGUUUGUUCUUCUGAACGUCUGACACAUCAGUAAAACAUAGGAAGAAAACAAACAAUGCCGACGCUCAACCACAAACUCUACUUCUUGUGACUAAGAACCAGUGCUCUGGCUGGAGUGUCUCAACACUCACAUGGCAAACUCAAGCCGGCCACUCCACGUCAUCCAUAUAAGUGCAAAUCUUUAUUGGCUACAUGUAAAACACAACUGUAUGUGAUUUACGCGUUUCUGCAUCUCAUAGCACAAUGACGAAAUGCGGUAGCAUGAUACAGUUGUGUUUAACAGCUUGCCGACUGCCUCACGCACAUUUACGUCGGCAGUAUGGCUCAGGCAGGCAAAGCAACAUAUAUAUACGUUGCUUUGAACCUACCCGCUGCCCCAUGACCACGCCCGUGGGACCCACAGACUCGAUAUCUGCCGGUGUCCCGCAAAUGGGUCAUGGAAUGGCAAAACGAGGGGAUGCCUUUGUAAACAAG